This is a messenger RNA of Guillardia theta CCMP2712, 510 nucleotides long. RefSeq lists its product as hypothetical. The record is from RefSeq and is a predicted model, not a curated record. Bases 1 to 510 code for a protein of 169 amino acids. NCBI's taxonomy places the organism in Eukaryota, Cryptophyceae, Pyrenomonadales, Geminigeraceae. The transcript is spliced from 6 exons.
AUGGCGCGACUUCUUGUUGCAGUCUUCGUGGCACUUGCGGUCGAUGGCGCCAGUGCGUUUGCUCCCUCCUCUUCAACCCUCCAGAUCAGGACUCAAGUUCCGAAGCACGCUUGCAGGCUCCGCAUGCAGGAGAGUGAAACCCAGGAGCCAGUCCUGUCGGAAACGCGCAAGCGCGGACUUGAUGCGAGGAGGACCAGCUGGUUGAGUCGCAAUCUCCCUGAGGAGCAGCUGAUGGCCAAGAAGUAUUACGACGUUGAGAACAGAGGCGAGCUGCUUGCUGGACCUGACAGGUCUGCUGCUGGCGAGUGGGGUGAAGAACUUACAGAGAUCGGCAAGUGGCAGCGUACGAAUGGUCCGAUCUACAUUCAGGCAGCAGGAGGAGGACUUCUCUUGUUCGGAUUCGUCAACUACUUCGCCCUUGGGAACAUCGGACAUCUGUCGCAACCAAUCUGGACGCUCAGCAUCUUUGUGGCUCUGCUCGGAUUUGCUUUGCAGCGCAAGACUAGCUAA